GCCUGAAUCCCUCUUCAACCUUCUGCUUUCUGGAGGGGCACCUUCAACCAUCUCCGUGGUGCACCGGCAGCGGCUUCUUUAGUUGUAAAGAAUAAGUGGAAAUAACACUUUUACACAGACACAAUGUCGUUUCUGACUGUGAGCAGGUUAGCUCCUAAGCUACUCAAUUCAAAGAAUGCCACCUACUUCCUUGUGGCUGCCAGAAAUGCCAGCGCAACAACAAUAAAUCUGAAGGAUGUUCUGGCAGACCUCAUCCCUAAAGAACAGACCAGGAUCAAGAACUUUAAACAACAGUAUGGCAAAACCAACAUAGGACAGAUUAAUGUUGACAUGGUCUAUGGAGGUAUGAGGGGGAUGAAGGGUCUGGUGUAUGAGACCUCUGUGUUGGACCCUGAUGAGGGCAUCCGUUUCCGGGGCUACAGCAUUCCAGAGUGUCAGAAGUUGCUGCCUGCAGCUCCCGGAGGUGAGGAGCCGCUGCCCGAGGGCCUCUUCUGGCUGCUGGUCACGGGACAGGUGCCCACCGAGGAGCAGGUGAACUGGGUGUCCAAAGAGUGGGCAAAGAGAGCAGCACUUCCCUCUCACGUUGUCACCAUGUUGGAUAAUUUCCCCACAAACCUUCACCCCAUGUCUCAGUUCAGUGCUGCCAUCACGGCUCUGAACAGCGAGAGCAGCUUUGCACGGGCCUACUCUGAGGGUGUCCACAAGUCCAAGUACUGGGAGUUUGUCUAUGAAGACUCCAUGGACCUGAUUGCCAAGCUGCCCUGCAUUGCUGCCAAGAUCUACCGCAACCUGUACCGCGAAGGCAGCAGCAUCGGAGCCAUCGACUCGAACCUGGACUGGUCCCACAACUUCAGCAACAUGCUGGGCUACAGCGAUGCCCAGUUCACUGAGCUGAUGAGGCUCUACCUCACCAUCCACAGUGACCACGAAGGGGGCAAUGUCAGUGCCCACACCAGCCACUUGGUGGGUAGUGCCCUGUCUGAUCCCUACCUGUCCUUCAGUGCUGCCAUGAAUGGUCUGGCUGGUCCUCUGCAUGGCCUGGCCAAUCAGGAGGUGCUAGUGUGGCUGACCGCCCUGCAGCAGGAGUUGGGCGGAGAGGUGUCUGAUGAGAAGAUGAGAGAUUACAUCUGGAACACACUGAAGUCUGGAAGGGUCGUGCCAGGCUAUGGCCAUGCUGUCCUGAGGAAGACUGACCCACGUUACACCUGCCAGCGUGAGUUUGCCCUGAAGCACCUGCCCAACGACCCCAUGUUCAAGAUGGUCGCCCAGCUUUACAAGAUUGUGCCCAACGUGCUCCUGGAGCAGGGCAAGGCCAAGAACCCCUGGCCCAAUGUGGACGCCCACAGCGGAGUGCUGCUGCAGUACUAUGGAAUGACUGAGAUGAAUUACUACACUGUGCUGUUCGGUGUGUCCCGAGCCCUCGGCGUGCUGGCUCAGCUGGUGUGGAGUAGAGCCCUGGGCUUCCCCUUGGAGCGCCCCAAGUCCAUGAGCACAGAUGGACUGAUGACACUGGUGGGAGCCAAGUCAGGCUGAAGAAGCACCUGAAAAGAGCUGGGGGUUAGUGUGAAGGGUGGGAGGAGGUGGAAACAUCAAAAAGCAGACAUAGGUUGCCCCCCCCCCCUCCCCAGUCAUUUCCAACCCCAGGGAUUCAAUGGGAUUCAAAGAGACAGUACGCUUUUAAUGUCAUUUCACAAAAGAAGGGCCUUUUUAAAUCGUCACACCGUUAGCGUAUUGAGUGCGUUUAGUUAAGUUUUCCCCAUCAGGAACAUGAGAGGUGAAAACGUCCGACACAUAUACACGUAACCAAUAGUAGGCUCAAACUAUUCUACCAUUCUAAGUCUGCUAGCAUUGCUAAGAAUUUCCCUAUGUGCAGUGCCUGCUUGUUUGUCAUUGGGCACUGGGUCUGAACUAUGAAUAGGCAGUGGCAUUCAAAGGGACUUGUGGGAGUGAAUUUUCUUUGUAUUCGUUUGAAGAUCUUAAGUGAAAUACCUGAGUCAACCGUUGCUACUUUUGGCUAAUGUGGAGAUUUGUUUUAGAGGAUAUCCCCCAAGCAAAACAUCUUUUUUUCCCCCCUCCCAAUUCAGACUGCACUUAGUUUCUUCUAUGCAAUGUCCCCAGAUGUCACCCCACCCAGUCUAGCCACGGGUUUCACUCCCAUUUAUGAACACUCCAGUUUAGAAUAAAGGCCCUUACCACUAAAAUUAACUAAGCUGUUCAAGAUAUACACUCAAAAACAUGAAAAUCGGUUAAAAGAUACUGCCCCUUUAAAUCUUUGGUCUCUCCUUAUUUUUUCCCCAACUUGUAGUUUUUUUUCUUCUUCUUUUUAGUGAUGACCUGUAUAGCCUCUAUGAUCAAAAUAACUGUCUUGUCUAUAUAGAAAGAAAUUUUUCUUCGUUAACAUGCUUUCCUGUUUUUAAUGGGUCUCUCUGCUCAAAGGGUCUUCUGAAUGAUAGAGAAUCAAGACGAAUGUACAGUAACGGUAACGAUAGCAUAAAGAUUUCGAGCAAAGGGUGUUGUAAUUGGCCUGUAGUAAAUCCUUAAGAGCAAGCUUGAAUAAAAAGUGGGGAUGGGGGGGCUUUGUAUUUGUUAAAGUCCUGUCUUUUUGAGUGUAUGUUUGUUACUUUAUCCCCACAGGAGAGCGCUUUAAACAACUACUCCAAAAGGAGCACUUGCUUGAUUGGAUUUCCUAACUUGUAGUAGUAAAAAUCCCACCCCCAGGUUGAUUGUGUCCCUUUUUUAGUAUUUAGUUGUUGUUGUUUUUUUGGGUGUUGAAUAUGUAUAAAAGUAUAAUCAUUGUGUUAUCAUUUUGUGGUUUUUAUUUAUACUUUGUGUACAUAGGUAUAUAUAUGUAUAGCUUGAAUGUAUAAGCGAUCACUUGCUUGUAAUAACCACAAUGAUGACAAUAGUUUACCAACAAUGUAGUAGUGUCCAGUCUCACUGUAAUGUUCAGUCUCAUUGGUCACGGCCGUGGAACUGAAAUUCUGACAACGAACAAAAAGAAAAACCGCAGCUAUCUUGUAUAUACACGAUCUCUUGCCUAGCUCUGUGGGCAGGUGCUUUUUCAGGUGUUUCACUUGAAUGUUUCAAGCUUGCUCUUAAGUUCUGGGUUUGUCGACACUCCAAUUGUGUGUAGUUUUAAGUUCUCGCAUCUUUCUUUUCGUGUGCUCUUGCCGUGUUAGCCAGUAGGUCACUCAGAUGUUUAAAUCUCUCUGCUACCAUCUUUCUUCUGGCUUUUUCAGGUGCGCGUGUGUGUGUUUUAUUGUAGCGUACCGCCUUGUGGUGGGUUGUUCAAGAGAUAUAUAUUUUGAUCAUAGAGGAGCAUAAAGGUUGUACGUGAUAACUGGGAGAAUUCAUUGCUGUUGGAUUCAGAGAAACACUUUUGGGAGGGGACUGGAUGGGUCAAAAGGGCAAGAUAACAAAAUAAAGGGUUUUAUUAACACUU
Messenger RNA from Perca fluviatilis (European perch), 3442 nucleotides. RefSeq names its product citrate synthase (gene cs). The record is from RefSeq and is a predicted model, not a curated record. Gene Ontology annotation, cellular component: mitochondrial matrix. The transcript has 11 exons. NCBI's taxonomy places the organism in Eukaryota, Metazoa, Chordata, Actinopteri, Perciformes, Percidae. Bases 124 to 1533 code for a protein of 469 amino acids. Gene Ontology annotation, biological process: tricarboxylic acid cycle; carbohydrate metabolic process; citrate metabolic process.